AUGGGUGUCCCCAAAUUCUUUCGAUGGCUCAGCGAGCGCUAUCCCUCGAUAUCGCAGUUGAUCGCCGAGAAUCGCAUUCCCGAAUUCGACAAUCUCUACUUUGAUAUGAAUGGAAUUAUCCACAACUGCACACACAGUGAUUCAGACUCGCCGACGCAUCGGAUGUCCGAAGACCAAAUGUUUAUUGCCAUUUUCAACUACAUUGAGCAUUUAUACGGCAAAAUAAAACCUAAAAAGCUCUUCUUCAUGGCCAUCGACGGAGUAGCCCCACGUGCAAAAAUGAACCAGCAACGCGCUCGACGAUUUCGUUCUGCGCUCGAUGCCGAAGUUGCAAAGGAAAAAGCGAUCGCUCAGGGUAUCGAAAUGCCAAAGGAGGACGCAUUUGAUAGCAAUUGUAUCACUCCGGGGACUGAAUUCAUGGCUCGAUUAACCAAGCAGCUAAAAUACUUCAUUAGCAAGAAGAUCUCCGAGGACGUGGAAUGGCAAGGUGUAGAAAUCGUUCUUUCCGGCCAUGAAGUGCCCGGAGAAGGUGAACAUAAAAUCAUGGAAUACAUCCGGCAGGCGAAAGCCCAGCCGGGUUAUGAUCCAAAUGUGCGCCAUUGCUUGUACGGAUUGGAUGCAGAUCUAAUCAUGCUUGGGCUUCUUAGCCACGACCCGUAUUUCUGUCUACUACGUGAAGAGGUCACAUUUGGAAGGCAGGCACAGAAAAAAUCGAAGGAGCUGGAACAUCAAAACUUCUAUCUAUUGCAUCUUUGCAUUGUUAGGGAGUAUCUGGAAUUGGAGUUUCAGGAACUGCAAUUGACCACAAAAUCUGGUUUCGUUUAUGACAUGGAACGAAUCAUUGACGACUUUAUUCUCAUGGCUUUCUUUGUUGGAAACGACUUUUUACCAAAUUUACCACACAUGCACAUCAACGAAGGUGCGCUCGCAUUGAUGUUCACCAAGUACAAGGAGGCGCUUCCCAAGAUGGGAGGUUAUAUCAACGAGUAUGGAAGUAUCAACCUGCAACGACUAGGCAUUCUUCUGGACCAUCUUUCAGAAUUCGAGUUCCGCUUCUUCGAAGCUGAGUAUUCGGAUGCGAAAUGGAUUCGCUCGAAAACUUCGAGCAGCGAGGUAAUGGAGUCAAAUGACAGCCAGAAGUCGUUUACAAUAACACCUUCACAAAAGAAGCUUCUCAAAGAUAUCAAACAGUAUGUUUUGAAUCGACCAUCUAACAUCCAGCACGCGAAACCGCUGGACCUUUCACCGACCCUUCUCGCAAGAGAUCGCAAAUUUGUUGAACAACUCGCAGAUGACCUACGAUUGAUGUGGACGACUAUAACAGAUGACCAUGGCGAACGCUUUAUCAGACUUCAACUGCCAGGUUCCACGAUUGCUACCAAAGCUGAGGGCGACGCUGAGGAGUCCGAGGAGUCCGAGGAUGAAGAAGCUUCCAUGGCGCUUCGACGAGUGAUCAAGCGAUAUGAGAAUGCCAAGGUUCACGAGCAGACCGCUGAAGAAGCUCAGAUGGCUGCCGAACAGAAGUAUGAACAGAAAUUCCAGGAAUGGAAGAACAAAUAUUACAUGGAGAAGUUCGGCCAUGGUCUGGAAGACGAAGCGGCAAUGACAAAGUUAACGGAGAACUACGUGCAAGGCCUACAGUGGGUUUUGUUCUAUUACUAUCGUGGUGUUGUUUCCUGGCCGUGGUAUUUCCAAUACCACUAUGCGCCUAUGAUUUCCGAUGUGAAAAAAGGCCUUGGUGCAAAUAUUGAUUUCAAGCUUGGACAACCUUUCCGCCCAUUCCAACAGCUUAUGGGCGUGUUACCUGACCGCAGCAAAAAGAUCGUUCCCACUGCUUAUUGGGACCUCAUGACAUCCCCCGAGUCACCUAUCAUUGACUUCUAUCCUCGUGACUUUGAGCUCGAUAUGAAUGGCAAGAAAAUGGAAUGGGAGGCUGUCGUUAAAAUUCCCUUUAUAGAUGAGGCUCGUUUACUUCCUGCUAUGGCCACCCGAGAGCAUCUCUUAACCCCGGAAGAGAGAGCAAGAAACGAAUUUGGCGUCACGUUGAAGUUCACCUACUCUCCGUCUAUUGAAUUCACCUACCCUUCAUCGCUUCCUGGAAUCUUCCCGGAUAUUCCUAAUUGCCAUUGUAUCGAGAACAUAUAUGAUCUUCCAACUAUGGAUGGGCUUGAGCAUUAUGUUGGACUUGUUGAUGGUGUUAAGCUCGGUGCAGCAGCUUUGGCAGGAUUUCCUACUCUAAAGACGUUGCCACAUGCCGGGCAACUGGCCUUCCAUGGCGUCAAUGUCUUCCAGCAGGACAGUCGCAAGGAGAGUAUGGUCAUUACAUUACUCGGACCAGAAGCGAGAUCCAACGUUGAGUUGGCCAAGGAGAAGCUUGGACAACGUAUCUAUGUUGGUUAUCCAUUCUUACAGGAAGCCCUUGUCGUUCGAGUGUCGGAUGAAUUGUUUGAUUACAUCUUGCCAGAAGGAGAGCAGCAUGUUGUCUCGAUACCACACUCUCCACCUCAAAUAGAGCAGUGGACUCGAAAGUCAGAUAAAAUUGAGGCUUACUAUAGUAAACGCCUUGGAAUGAUCAUUGGCCCUGUUGAAUCAAUGAUCCAUGUUCAGCUGCUCAGAGGUCUGAGAAAGAACGAUGAUGGUGCGACAGUCAAGGAGUUUGCAGACAUUCCUGGGCAGGAAACAGAUUAUGCUCUGCAGCUUGUCGUUGAUCGGGUUAUCAGUGAGGAUCAAAGGUUCCUCGAGAGAGGGGCGGUGUCUAUUGAAGAAGAGUUUCCUGAGGGUUCGAAGGCGUUCUUCCUCGGAGAGUUUAAUUACGGAGCCCCAGUGCAGGUCACUUCUCAUGAAGAUGGAAAAGUCCAUGGGAUGAUGAUUGCCGUCAAGGGCAAGGAGCCUGAAUUCGGCAAACAACACGUUAAGCAGGCAGAGAAACUCUCGCCCUAUACGCCCUCGUUUGCAAUUGCGAGAAACCUUCGUUUGAACGCUCUCGUCUUGGCAAAAAUUACAUCCUCGUUCUCCGUGACGAUUGAUGGCCAGAGGGCCAAUCUUGGCUUGAAUCUGAAAUUUGAAGCUCGCAAACUCAAAGUUCUAGGCUACUCCCGCCGAGGGGAAAGUGGAUGGGAAUUUAGUAAUAAGGCAAUUGACCUAAUCCAGCAAUAUAUGAUCAAAUUCCCAGAUUUUAUUGCCGGUAUUCAACGCAACCCACAAGGGGACAAAUACGAGCCCACAGACUUCUACCCGGAGGAAAUUGCGAUGGACAAGAUAAAAGAGAUCAAAGCUUGGUUGAAGUCUGUCGAAUCCAAACAUCUGGAGCGGGUCCCUCUUGAUGCUGAACAACUCGAUUCUGAUGUUGUGAAACUCAUUGAGGCUGAUGCAGAUCGCUUAACACAAACGCAGUCAGCGUCUGAAAUCAAGAAAAUAAAAAGUGUUCCUCGACAGGCACUAUUGAAACCAGCUGAUGUUGAACAUCGACUUGGACACCAGCGAUUCUCCCUCGGAGAUCGCGUUGUCUAUGCCCAAGAUUCUGGAAAGGUUCCUCUUGCUACUCGAGGAACCGUUGUUGGUCUGACUCGCACUCCUCGAACAGUGUUUCUUGACGUUGUGUUCGAUGCACCUUUCAUGAGUGGAACCACACUGGGUGACCGCUGCUCUCCGUUCCGAGGGCAAACUGUACCCAUAUCUUCUGUCCUUAACCUGACCGAUCGACAGCUUGUGGCUGGCACACGGGCUGCAACCAAUAAGAAGGCACAAAAGACACCAGCGAAUGUAGGCUAUGGGUCACCACUGGGACCUGGCGGCUUGGGCCAGUUAAGGGAAGCUGCGGCCCCUGCCCCAUUACGAGGAUCAUAUCGUGGUGCCGUCUCUGGGCAGCCAAAUGGGCGGGGCGCCCAUAUCUCACGGGUUGGCCGUGGUGCUGUGAAUGGAACCCCUGCUCAGUCCGGACACCCUCAUGUUAACGCAAAUGGUCUGCAAAAUGGUCAAAACUUCCGCGGGACAAGAGGACGCGGACGUGGUGGCGCUUCUCGUGGACAACAGCAGACUCGAGGAGGCUAUACCUCCGUGGAAAACGGCCAUCAAGAUGAAGGAGUGGUUCAAAACAACCCGAACUUUCGACCAAAAAGCUACAACAACGUGCCGCCCCCAGCUGGCUUGAAUAAUGGAACGGGACGGGGAAGGCCCAAUGGAAAUCGUGGAGGAAACGCCCCUGGUGGUCGAGGUAGAGGUUCGGCCAGAGGAAGGAAACCUGCGCAAGCCGCUGAGUAG
Talaromyces marneffei is the source of this 4260-nucleotide messenger RNA. RefSeq lists its product as uncharacterized. Gene Ontology annotation, molecular function: 5'-3' RNA exonuclease activity; RNA binding. The transcript has 2 exons. The record is from RefSeq and is a predicted model, not a curated record. Gene Ontology annotation, biological process: rRNA catabolic process; nuclear-transcribed mRNA catabolic process. Gene Ontology annotation, cellular component: nucleus. Bases 1 to 4260 code for a protein of 1419 amino acids. NCBI's taxonomy places the organism in Eukaryota, Fungi, Ascomycota, Eurotiomycetes, Eurotiales, Trichocomaceae.